AUGACUACGUGUCUGGAAAGGUGUAUUAGCCGCACGGGCGUUGAGGAUUCCAUCGUGCAUGUACGGGAAAGGAUUUGGAAGGUGUCUGGCCAGUGUAUUGCAUGUACCUGCUUAUGCGGGUAUCCUGCCAAUGAUUUGCCUGUACCUAGAUGGAGAUUACUCUGUAGGCGUCCGACCAGUGAUUUGCAUGUACCUGCAUUGAGAUUACUCUACAGGUGUUCGGCCAGGAUUUUCCCUAACCACCUGCCCGAUUUUUCUACACAGGAUAUUGAUUGCCACCCUGCUCAUGUUAUCUGCACAGGGUUGGCCAGGAUCCUUAGCCACCUGCCCAAUUUAUCUACACAGUCACAACCCAGAUGUCCUAAACUUUCGAACCCUAGUUUGACCGUAGCGAAGCCGGCGGAACGCACCGCCUCCAUUCUUGACCUCCAGAUCAAAGUGACUGUUGCAAAUCCACGGAGAAGUGAAAGUGGCGACUUCCGGCGUCGUUGUGAACGGAGUGGGAUCACACAGAAAAAUCAUAUGUUAACUUUGUCUGGCCUAAAAGUAGAAAUGGAUACUGUUGGAAUAUUGGUAUGCUACAAUGGAAGUUGGGUUAAGAAGGAUAACAUUGAGAGUUACGAAGGUGGGGAGGCUAAAGGCACAAUAGUGUCACGGAACGUAACGUUUUCCGACCUUGUUCAGCGCAUUUAUAAGAUCAUGGAUGCAAAUCCCACGAAAUAUAUUGUCACACUGAAAUAUUCAGUUCCUGUAUCCUCAUCUGUCUGUAAGCAUAUAAGGGUUGAAGACAAUGAUGAUGUUAAAUAUUUUGUAAAGUACAACACAGAUGUUAUGGCCUCUAAAGUAACCCCUUUAGUAGCAAGCUUAAAAUAUAUUGAAGGUCAUGGUAUUGAAGGGUGCAAUGGCAUUGUAAGCGUUGAGAGUAGCAAUGCUCCUGCUGACUUUGUUGUGGAACAAAGAAAUGUGGUAAUUCGGGACAAUGAAACUGAAAAUGGUGGGAAUGAUUUUAAUUGGUGUGAUUGGGUUGAAGAAGUGAAUUUUGAAAGUGGUGAAAACAUAGUUGCUGAUUUCAAUGAACCUAGCAACGAAGAGGAACCGCAGUCUGCUCCGAUUCUGCAUCCUUAUGAGGACAGCAAUGUCAAACCGUCCACUGUGCAAUGUAGACAGGUGCAAUCUGAACCUCCCCGACAAUCAAGUUCGACUGAAAUGCAUACAAGUCGGGGUGAUUUGAAGCAUGGUCAGAGUUUGGAAUAUAUUCAGUAUGGUGGAGGCGUUUCGUGCAUAAAUUGGGAAGCAAAUUUGAAGGUUGGCCAAGUUUUUCCAAAUAAGAUUGCCCUUUUAAAAACCAUUAGUUUAGCAGCUAUUACAGGCCACUUUCGAUUGAGAACUGUCCAAUCUGGGAAGCAUCGGUUGUGUGUUCGCUGUUGGCAGCUUCCUUGCCCUUGGAAAGUUCGAGCAUAUAAAGUUGGAUUACAUGAGUUUAAGGUUGUUAAAUACGAUCCACUUCAUGAAUGUGAUACAACGUAUAUAAGUAGUCAUCAUCCUCAAGCUACGACUGAAUUGCUGUCUGACUGUGUUAAGUGGAGAUUUCAAAAUUCGCGCAGCAUUUAUACAGCAGCUGAUAUCAAGAAAGAUGUGAAACAAAAUUUCGGUGUGAGCAUAAGCUACUCUACAGCGUGGAGAAGCCGAGAGUUAGCUUUCAAAAGAAUUAAAGGGUCUGCAGAAGAGUCGUAUUCCCUUCUCCCUUCCUAUUGUUAUGAAUUGGAGCCAAUUGGUGCAUGCAUACGAGGAUUUAAGUCGUCAAUGCGGCCCGUGAUUGCUGUUGAUGCUACUCAUUUGAAGUGCAAGUAUAGAGGUGUUUUGUUUGUUGCGACCGCAUUUGAUGGAAAUCGGAACAUAUAUCCUGUUGCCUUUGGGAUUGGAGAUUUGGAGACGGAUGCAGCUUGGGAGUGGUUUUUGAGAAAACUACAUUGUGCAAUUGGUGAUUGCUCGAAUCUCGUUGUUAUAUCAGAUCGCAAGGUUAGCAUACAGAAUGGGUUGCGUAGAGUUUUUCCUGGGGCAAGCCAUGGUAUUUGCUUUUAUCACUUGAAAGGCAAUAUCAAAGCCUCAUUUAAGUUGAAGCAGCGGGAUCCGAUAUUGGGGUAUUUUGUAAGGGCAGCUAAGUCUUAUCGUCUAGCGGAGUUCAAUCGUCACUUUUCCAGGAUAAACAAUGACCGAGUGCGAACUUAUUUACUACGUGCAGGCGUCCAGAAGUGGUCUCGGGCCCAUUGUGAUGGACGACGAUAUAAUGUGAUGACAACGAAUAUUGUGGAGUCCAUUAAUUCAGUUCUUCGGUUUGCAAGGAUGCUUCCGGUGCUACACUUGAUUGACGAAAUUACAAAUCUACUUGUCUGUUGGUUUAGGCAACGUCGAGAGUUAGCAAUGAAAUCUCAUUCUAUGUUGUGCCCUGAUUUAGGGGAAAUUAAGUUAAGGAAGAGGUUAGACGUUGCGUCAAGGAUGAAUGUGGUCAAAAUCAAUGAGGUCGAGUAUAAUGUUCUGGAUGGUGAUUUGAACGGUCUGGUGCACUUGCAAAACCGUAGUUGUACAUGCAGGAAGUUUGACUUGGAGCAACUCCCGUGCAAGCACGCUAUUGUGGUAUGUCGGCACUUGAAAUUGAACCCCUACUCCUUUGCCUCUUCUUAUUAUACACGAGCUACAUGGGCAGCUGCAUAUGCUGAAUCUAUUUAUCUUGUACCACCUGAAGGCACAUGGGUUAUUCCCGAAAAUUUGAAGAAGGUCAAAAUCCUCCCUCCUCUUUGUAAGGUUAUGCCGGGCCGUCGCAAAACGCAAAGAAUAGCUUCUAAAGGAGAGGAGUCCCGUCAAAAAAAAUGCUCAAGGUGUGGUGUGAAGGGCCACUACCGAAGUACAUGCAAACAAUCUGUCCCUCUCACCAACAAGCAGCACGUUGCGUAG
Messenger RNA from Prunus armeniaca (apricot), 2952 nucleotides. Lineage: Eukaryota; Viridiplantae; Streptophyta; Magnoliopsida; Rosales; Rosaceae. The record is from the annotation of a GenBank genome assembly.